AUGGCCGAUCUCGAACAAUUAAUCUUCGAACGUGGACGAAUUAAGGCUAGCUUGACUCGUUUCAAAUCAUUCCUGGACACCUGUGACCUAGAAACCGAAAUAUGCAAUAUUCAGGCGCGUUUAGAAAUAGCAGAACCAUUGUACAGAAAAUUCGAAGACAUCCAAUCAAGGAUUGAAGAAGCUGCAGAAACCGAGGAACAAUUGCAAACCCAAGAUUGUGAACGGACUAAUUUCGAGACAACAUACUUCAAGCUGAUUGGUACUGCACGUGAAGCAAUUAAGAAGUCGUUGCAGAAGGAACGUCGCGAACGCGAAGAACACAGAACCAUUGCGUCUAAUUCAUCUACCACACCAAUUGGAGAACCAAAAAUGCCAAUUAAAUUGCCUACCAUUUCGCUACCAACUUUCGACGGCUCAUAUGAUAAGUGGUUACAAUUUCGUGACACUUUUGAAUCGCUUAUCCACAACUGCGAAUCGUUAUCGAACAUCGAAAGGUUCCAUUAUUUAAGUUCAGCACUCAAGGGCGAUGCUGCACGUGUUAUUCAGUCGUUAGGGGUUUCCGAAACAAAUUAUACCUUAGCGUGGCAAUGUCUUAAGGAUAGAUAUGAAGAUCCACGAGCGUUAAUUCACCAUCACACCAAGGGACUUUUUGAACUGCCAUCUAUUACAAGGGAAUCCCACAUAUCUCUCAGACAAUUGUUAGACGAUAUGAAUAACAAUUUGUUAGCAUUAAAGGCAUUAGGUGAACCUACUGACUCUUGGUCUACACUUGUCAUCUACAUUAUUACAAGCAAGUUGGACGCUUCAACAAAACGUGAAUGGGAACGGCAAAGGGUUAAGUUGGUUGAAACCGAAAUAUGCAACAUUCAGGCGCGUUUAGAAAUAGCAGAACCAUUGUACGGAAAAUUUAAAGACAUCCAAUCUAGGAUUGAAGAAACUGCAGAAACCGAGGAACAAUUGCAAACCCAAGACCGUGAACGGACUAAUUUCGAGACAACAUACUUCAAGCUGAUUGGUACUGCACGUGAAGCAAUUGAGAAGUCGGUGGAGAAGGAACGUCGCGAACGCGAAGAACACAGAACCAUUGCAGCUAAUUCAUCCACUACACUAAACCAGCUGNGGCAUAGGAACAAAUCAUGUAACUACGGGCACUGUAAGAAAUGCCACCGAAAACACCACUCGCUACUUCAUCAAGACAUCAGCAAUCAACCUCAAACAAGCAAUAGUAACAAUGAACCAACACCUGUGACUCCCUCAACAUCUGCAGCACCCUCGGUAACAAUGGUAGCCCAAUCAACGAAUUCAAAUACUUCGCAUGUACUAUUAUCAACAGCGAUCGUAUUAAUCCAGGACAAGCAAGGAAAACGGCAUGAAUGCAGAACUUUGCUUGACUCUGGAUCUCAAUCCAACUUCAUCACGACGGAUUUAUGGACUCGCCUGAAACUAUCAUGCACACAAGCGACAAUUGUAGUUUCUGGAAUUGAAAAUGCAACUCGAAAAGUUGACUACAAGACGGAAGUAAAGAUGCACUCCAAAACCAGUGGUUUUACAACGAUAACGACCUGUUUGAUAAUGCCACGGAUCACUAGCUACAUUCCGAACGUAGCAUUCAGUGUAGAUCAAUUCAAAUUACCCCCUGGAAUCACGCUAGCUGAUCCUGAGUUUUCCCUUUCGCGGCCAAUCGACUUGCUAAUUGGAGCUGGACUGUUUUGGGACCUUCUAUGUAUUGGACAAAUACGAACACAUCCAGGCCAACCUAUAUUACAGAAGACGCAACUUGGUUGGAUUCUAGGCGGUACAGUAACUUCAAAUAAGGGUACCGACAGCAGUCUUACGUCGUGUCAUUUAACAACCGAACAAUCAGCCACUACCGAUAAUCUUUCACAUCAAAUGGAACGUUUUUGGAAAUCAGAAGAAUGUGACACAACUACAAACAGCACGAGACUUAUCCCUCAAGAAUUAUGCAAUGUUAACUUUUGGUGGAACGGGCCGUCAUGGUUGUCAAGGGAUUCGGAAGAGUUGCCAGCACCGCUUCAUACUCAAGACGCAGCAAUUCCAGAAGAACGACAAGGACACCAAAUCAACUGGCACCUGAUUCCCUCUUCACCACUACUCUUUGGAGAACUACGGAAAGGUGCCGUUAAAUCAAUAAAGGGUCACUUGGAACGAGUCAUAGGAGACAUUAGGUUAACUUAUAAAGAACUGUACACCGUGUUAACGGAAAUCGAAGCUUGUUUGAAUUCCCGUCCUUUGUCUCCUAUAUCAGAAGAUCCUAAUGACCUUAUCCCCUUAACCCCAGGUCACUUUCUUGUCGGGCAACCACUAACUAGUUUUGCAGAGCCGAACCUCGAGGACAUCAAAUCACCUAGACUGAACCGAUUGAACCCAGGAACCGUGGUUGUGAUUCAGGACGACAACUUGCCGCUUAUGCGAUGGCGUAUGGGACGUAUCCUACAGCUUCACCAAGGCAAGGACAACGUAACGAGGGUCAUAACCGUCAGGAUUUCAGAAGGAAUCAUUAAACGGCCGGUUAAAAAGAUAUGCAUUUUACCGAUCGAAGAAGAAAACGAUGAGCAGAUCCCUUAUCAGCAACAACGGACAGUGACAGAACCACCAAGACUGGGCAUGACCACGGGGAAAAACUUGGCCUAA
Agrilus planipennis (emerald ash borer) is the source of this 2652-nucleotide messenger RNA. RefSeq lists its product as uncharacterized. NCBI's taxonomy places the organism in Eukaryota, Metazoa, Arthropoda, Insecta, Coleoptera, Buprestidae. The transcript has 6 exons. The record is from RefSeq and is a predicted model, not a curated record. The coding region runs from base 1 to 2652 and encodes 883 amino acids.